Molecule: messenger RNA, 1223 nt
Organism: Trichomycterus rosablanca
Lineage: Eukaryota; Metazoa; Chordata; Actinopteri; Siluriformes; Trichomycteridae
Gene: pou2f3
Product: POU class 2 homeobox 3
Exons: 13
Coding region: 1-1206 (401 amino acids)
Biological process (GO): regulation of transcription by RNA polymerase II
Cellular component (GO): nucleus
Molecular function (GO): RNA polymerase II cis-regulatory region sequence-specific DNA binding; DNA-binding transcription factor activity, RNA polymerase II-specific
Source: RefSeq, a predicted model, not a curated record
AUGAGCACAGACGCCAUCGAGCAGAGGGAUCCUCAGCACAAGCUCGCAGAAAUUGAACAAAAUGGCAUCGACUUCACACGACAGAUUAAAACAGAGGACCUGAAUGAUUCUCCUCAUUCUGCAUCAUCACACAAAACAUGCCACCUGACACAGGGCUCGCCGGCACCUCAAGGCCAGCUGCCCGGGGAUCUGCCUCCUCUGCAUUCUCUGCCCCAGCUGGUCCUCAUGUCUGGUUCUCAUCUCUCCUCCUCCUCGCCCUUCCUCCUCUCUCAGGCUCAAACCGGCCACCAAGGCAUGUCCCUCCUGCAACCAAAUCUUCUGUCACUGCAGUCUCAGUCACAGCCAAGUCUCCUGCAGCACCAGCCUGGCCUGGCCUUAACACCUCAGGUGAUGGGUCGAGCGGGCCUCGCCGGCUCCUCCAUGGACGCACACUUGGACAUGUCUCAUCUACAGGUGCCCAAGCACGUCGCCCCCUCGCAGCAGGACGAACCGAGCGACCUGGAGGAACUCGAGCAGUUCGCCAAGUCCUUCAAGCAGAGACGCAUCAAGCUGGGAUUCACGCAGGGUGAUGUGGGCCUGGCUAUGGGCAAACUGUAUGGAAAUGACUUCAGUCAAACCACUAUUUCUCGCUUCGAGGCGCUUAACCUGAGCUUCAAGAACAUGUGCAAGCUCAAGCCUUUGCUGGAGAAAUGGCUGAGCGAUGCAGAAAACUCCCCUUCUGACUCGAUGGCUAACGCUGCCACCUUACCACCUCUCAUUGAGGGCUAUGGGAGGAAAAGGAAAAAGAGGACGAGUAUCGAGACGAACAUUAAACUUACACUGGAGAAACGCUUUUUAGACAAUCCCAAACCGAACUCAGAGGAGAUCACGAUGAUCUCAGAGCAGCUAGCGAUGGAAAAGGAAGUGGUGCGGGUGUGGUUCUGCAACCGGCGGCAGAAGGAGAAGAGGGUCUACUGCCCAGCGGUGUCCUCUUCCCCCAUGAAGUCACACAACUACAACUCCAGGCUGCCUCUGAAUUCCAGACCGUUCAGUCCUCUCGCUUCAGGAGGAGUGUCGAGCAGCUCGUCUCCCAACAGCCCGAGUCGUGGCUCCUCUCCCAACACCCUACCUACUUCCUCCAGCCCUCUGACAUCGCAGGGGGUCAACCAGAGCUUCAACCCUACAGGACCCUGGUAUCGCUGGAACAGCACUCCAUAUCAUCACUGAGCAUCCCAGAAUUCCCC